Anguilla anguilla (European eel) is the source of this 9274-nucleotide messenger RNA. It is a transcript of the gene acaca, whose product is annotated as acetyl-CoA carboxylase alpha. NCBI's taxonomy places the organism in Eukaryota, Metazoa, Chordata, Actinopteri, Anguilliformes, Anguillidae. Gene Ontology annotation, biological process: fatty acid biosynthetic process. The transcript is spliced from 53 exons. Bases 96 to 7433 code for a protein of 2445 amino acids. Gene Ontology annotation, molecular function: ATP binding; acetyl-CoA carboxylase activity; metal ion binding. The record is from RefSeq and is a predicted model, not a curated record.
UAACGUGCCGAGUUGAAUAGCCUUAAGUCUUGGAAGAGGAUGGAAAGCAAAUGUGCAGUGAGCAGCCAUUGGUGAAGAAGCUGUGAUGCAACCUCAUGUCACGACUCUGUACUGGCGGGAGGCUGGCUGACAGUCACUCCCUGUGUGGCGCUGGCGCUGUCAAGCUUGCUGCUUCGAGUUGCCUCAUCUGCGACUUCUUCCUCACAGCCCUGGCCGUCCCUGUCCCUUGGCUCGCCUUGCUGGCCCGUUUCUUUCUUAACAAGCUUUUCCUCCUGAUUUCCUCAGUUUUAGGAGCCUGCCAAGGUCAGCCGGACAUGGCAGAGCAGGACCCCCCCGCCAAGAAGGCGCCCGCCGUGGGCACCCUGCACCAUUCCCACUUCAUCAUCGGCUCCGUGUCCGAGGAGAACUCGGAGGACGAGAUCCCGGGCAAGACGGACCUGCAGCUGGAGGAGAAGGAGCGGUCGCUGUCGCCGUCCUCCGUCAACUCGGACGGCUUGUACGAGCUGGGCUUCGAAGGCGUAGAUGGACCCACGCACAACCUGAGGCCCAGCAUGUCAGGGCUGCACCUGGUGAAGCAGGGCCGGGACCGGCGGCGCAUAGACCUGCAGCGGGACUUCACCGUGGCCUCGCCCGCCGAAUUCGUCACCCGCUUCGGGGGCAACAAGGUCAUCGAGAAGGUGCUCAUCGCCAACAACGGCAUCGCGGCGGUGAAGUGCAUGCGCUCCAUACGCCGCUGGGCCUACGAGAUGUUCCGGAACGAGCGCGUCAUCCGCUUCGUCGUCAUGGUGACGCCCGAGGACCUGAAGGCCAACGCCGAGUACAUUAAAAUGGCCGACCACUACGUGCCCGUGCCAGGAGGGACCAAUAACAACAACUACGCCAACGUGGAGCUCAUCCUGGACAUCGCCAAACGCAUCCCAGUUCAGGCUGUGUGGGCAGGAUGGGGCCACGCUUCCGAAAACCCCAAACUUCCAGAGCUGCUGCACAAGAAUGGCAUCGCUUUCAUGGGCCCCCCAAGCCAGGCCAUGUGGGCGCUGGGGGACAAGAUCGCCUCGUCCAUCGUGGCCCAGACGGCCGGCAUCCCGACUCUGCCCUGGAGCGGAAUGGGGCUGACCGUGGACUGGGCAGAGAGCGACCUGAAGAAGGGGAUGAUCAACGUUCCCCCGGAACUCUACGAGCAGGGCUGCAUCCACAACGUGGAGGACGGGCUGCAGGCUGCAGAGAAGGUGGGGUACCCUGUGAUGGUCAAGGCCUCCGAGGGGGGCGGAGGAAAGGGCAUCCGCAAGGUCAACAGCGCCGACGACUUCCCCAACCUCUACAGACAGGUCCAGACGGAGGUCCCCGGCUCUCCCAUCUUCGUCAUGCGGCUGGCCAAGCACGCGCGCCACCUGGAGGUGCAGAUCCUGGCCGACCAGUACGGCAACGCCAUCUCCCUCUUCGGCCGCGACUGCUCGGUGCAGCGGCGCCACCAGAAGAUCAUCGAGGAGGCGCCCGCCACCAUCGCCACGUCCGACAUCUUUGAGGACAUGGAGAAGUGCGCGGUGAAGCUGGCCAAGAUGGUGGGCUACGUGAGCGCGGGGACGGUGGAGUACCUGUACAGCCAGGACGGCAGCUUCUACUUCCUGGAGCUGAACCCGCGGCUGCAGGUGGAGCACCCCUGCACCGAGAUGGUGGCCGACGUGAACCUGCCCGCCGCCCAGCUGCAGAUCGCCAUGGGGAUCCCCCUCCACCGGAUGAAGGACAUCCGCAUGCUGUUUGGGGUGCAUCCCUGGGGGGACUCGCCCAUCGACUUCGAGGGCCUGUCCACGGCCCCCUCCCCCCGGGGGCACGUCAUCGCCGCCCGCAUCACCAGCGAGAACCCCGACGAGGGGUUCAAGCCCAGCUCGGGCACGGUGCAGGAGCUGAACUUCCGAAGCAACAAGAAUGUGUGGGGCUACUUCAGCGUGGCCGCCGCGGGCGGGCUGCACGAGUUCGCCGACUCGCAGUUCGGGCACUGCUUCUCCUGGGGGGAGAACCGGGAGGAGGCCAUCUCUAACAUGGUGGUAGCCUUGAAGGAGCUGUCCAUCCGAGGGGACUUCAGGACCACAGUAGAGUACCUCAUUAAGCUGCUGGAGACCGAAAGCUUCCAGCACAACAGUAUUGACACAGGCUGGCUGGACCGGCUCAUCGCAGAGAAGAUGCAGGCAGAGCGCCCGGACACCAUGCUGGGCAUCGUGAGCGGGGCGCUCCACGUGGCCGACGUCAACCUGCGCAACAGCGUCUCCAACUUCCUGCACUCUCUGGAGAGAGGUCAGGUGCUACCCGCCCACACCUUGCUCAACACCGUGGACGUGGAGCUCAUCUACGAGGGCACCAAGUACGUGAUGAAGGUGACGCGCCAGUCGCCCAACUCCUACGUGGUGAUCAUGAACUGCUCCUGCGUGGAGGUGGACGUUCACCGGCUGAGCGACGGAGGCCUGCUGCUGUCCUACGACGGCAGCAGCUACACCACCUACUUGAAGGAGGAGGUGGACAGGUACCGGAUCACGAUCGGGAAUAAGACGUGCGUGUUCGAGAAGGAGAACGACCCCUCCCUGCUCCGCUCGCCCUCUGCCGGGAAGCUGAUCCAGUACACCGUGGAGGACGGGGGUCACGUGUUCGCCGGGCAGUGCUACGCCGAGAUCGAGGUGAUGAAGAUGGUGAUGACGCUGACGGCCGUGGAGUCGGGCUGCAUACACUACGUGAAGCGGGCCGGGGCGGUGCUGGAGCCGGGCUGCGUCAUCGCCAAGCUGCAGCUGGACGACCCCAGCAGGGUGCAGCAGGCCGAGCUCCACACGGGGGCGCUGCCGCGCAUCCAGUCGGUGGCCCUGCGGGGGGAGAAGCUGCACCGGGUGUUCCACAGCACGCUGGACCACCUGCUGCACAUCAUGAACGGGUUCUGCCUGCCCGAGCCCUUCUUCAGCACCAGGCUGAAGGAGUGGGUGGAGCGGCUGAUGAAGACUCUGCGGGACCCCUCGCUCCCCCUGCUGGAGCUCCAGGACAUCAUGACCAGCGUGUCGGGACGCAUCCCCCCCGCCGUGGAGAAAGCCAUCAAAAAGGAAAUGGCCCAGUAUGCCAGCAAUAUCACCUCUGUGCUCUGCCAGUUCCCCAGCCAACAGAUCGCCAACAUCCUGGACAGCCAUGCGGCCACCCUCAACCGCAAGUCCGAGCGCGAGGUCUUCUUCAUGAACACCCAGAGCAUCGUGCAGCUGGUGCAGAAGUACCGCAGCGGCAUUCGCGGGCACAUGAAGGCGGUGGUGAUGGACCUGCUCCGGCAGUACCUGAAGGUGGAGGUGCAGUUUCAGAACGGACACUACGACAAGUGCGUGUUCACGCUGCGGGAGGAGAACAAGGGAGACAUGGCCAACGUGCUCAACUACAUCUUCUCCCACGCCCAGGUCACCAAGAAGAACCUGCUGGUCACCAUGCUGAUUGACCAGCUGUGCGGCCGAGACCCCACGCUGACGGACGAGCUGAUGGCCAUCCUGACCGAGCUGACCCAGCUCAGCAAGACCACCAACGCCAAGGUGGCGCUGCGCGCGCGCCAGGUCCUGAUCGCCUCCCACCUGCCCUCCUACGAGCUGCGGCACAACCAGGUGGAGUCCAUCUUCCUCUCCGCCAUCGACAUGUACGGCCACCAGUUCUGCAUCGAGAACCUGCAGAAACUGAUCCUGUCGGAGACGUCCAUCUUUGACGUGCUGCCCAAUUUCUUCUACCACAGCAACCAGGUGGUCAGGAUGGCUGCCCUGGAGGUGUACGUGCGCAGGGCCUACAUCGCGUACGAGCUCAACAGCGUCCAGCACCGGCAGCUCAAGGACAACACCUGCAUCGUGGAGUUCCAGUUCAUGCUGCCCUCCUCCCACCCCAACAGAGGGAACAUCCCAACUCUAAACAGAAUGUCCUUCUCCUCCAACCUGAACCACUACGGGAUGGUGCACGUGGCCAGCGUGAGCGACGUGCUCCUGGACACCUCCUUCACCCCGCCCUGCCAGCGCAUGGGCGCCAUGGUCUCCUUCCGGUCCUUCCAGGAGUUCAUCAGGAACAUCCAGGACGUCCUGAGCUGCUUCUCCGACUCCCCUCCUCCAAGUCCCACCUUCCCCGAGGGGGGGAACCCAGUCCUGUACGGAGAGGAGGACAGUAAGGUGAGGGGAGAGGGGGCGGCUGCACGUCCAUCUACUCCUGAACUGAGCAUCCAGGACGAGCCCAUUCACAUCCUCAACGUGGCCAUCAAGACGGACAGCGACAUCGACGACGACGGCCUGGCCGCCAUGUUCCGGGAGUACACCCAGUCAAACAAAUCAGUCCUGUUCGAGCACGGCAUCCGCAGACUGACCUUCCUAGUGGCCCAAAAGGAUUUCAGAAAGCAAGUCAACUGUGAGGUGGACCAAAGAUUCCAUAGAGAGUUUCCCAAGUUUUUCACCUUCCGGGCCAGAGACAAGUUCGAGGAGGACCGCAUCUACAGGCACCUGGAGCCGGCGCUGGCCUUCCAGCUGGAGCUGAACCGCAUGCGCAACUUCUACCUGACCGCCAUCCCCUGCGCCAACCACAAGAUGCACCUGUACCUGGGCGCCGCCCGCGUGGAGGUGGGCACCGAGGUCACCGACUACCGCUUCUUCGUCCGCGCCAUCAUCCGCCACUCGGACCUGGUCACCAAGGAGGCCUCGUUCGAGUACCUGCACAACGAGGCGGAGCGCCUCCUGCUGGAGGCCAUGGACGAGCUGGAGGUGGCCUUCAACAACACCACGGUGCGCACCGACUGCAACCACAUCUUCCUCAACUUCGUCCCCACCGUCAUCAUGGACCCCUCCAAGAUCGAGGAGUCGGUGCGCUCCAUGGUCAUGCGCUACGGCAGCCGGCUGUGGAAGCUGAGGGUGCUGCAGGCCGAGCUGAAGAUCAACAUCCGCCUGACGCCCACGGGCAAGCAGAUCCCCAUCCGCCUCUUCCUCACCAACGAGUCGGGCUACUACCUGGACAUCAGCCUGUACAAGGAGGUCACCGACUCCCGCACGGGACAGGUGGGGCCCAAAGACCGGCAGAUCAUGUUCCAGGCGUACGGGGAUAAGCAGGGCCCCCUGCACGGCAUGCUGAUCAACACCCCCUACGUCACCAAGGACCUGCUGCAGUCCAAACGCUUCCAGGCCCAGUCCCUGGGCACCACCUACGUCUACGACUUCCCCGAGAUGUUCCGACAGGCCCUGCGGAAGAUGUGGCAGUCUGUGGAAGGCCAGGCCGUCCUGCCCAAAUGCCCCCUCCCCUCCGAGCUGCUCACCUUCACCGAGCUGGUGCUGGACCCGCAGGGCCAGCUGGUGCAGAUGAACCGGCUGCCCGGGGGGAACGAGAUCGGCAUGGUGGCCUGGCGGAUGACCCUCCGGACGCCGGAGUACCCGGCGGGGCGCGAGAUCAUCGUGAUCAGCAACGACAUCACGCACAAGAUCGGCUCGUUCGGGCCGCAGGAGGACGUGCUGUUCCAGCAGGCGUCCGAGAUGUCGCGCAAGAGCGGCAUCCCGCGCGUCUACAUCGCGGCCAACAGCGGCGCGCGCAUCGGCCUGGCCGAGGAGAUCCGCCACAUGUUCCACGUGGCCUGGCAGGACCCCUCCGACCCCUACAAGGGUUUCAAGUACCUCUACCUCACGCCCCAGGACUACAAGAAGGUGUCGGCGCUGAACUCCGUGCACUGUGAGCACGUGGAGGACGAGGGGGAGUCCAGGUACAAGAUCACUGACAUCAUUGGGAAGGAGGAGGGCCUGGGGGUGGAGAACCUGCGGGGGUCCGGGAUGAUUGCGGGGGAGUCCUCGCUGGCGUACGAGGAAGUGAUCACCAUGAACCUGGUGACGUGCAGGGCCAUUGGCAUCGGCGCUUACCUGGUCAGGCUGGGCCAGAGGACCAUCCAGGUGGAGAACUCCCACAUCAUCCUCACUGGGGCUGGAGCUCUCAACAAGGUGCUGGGCCGGGAAGUGUACACCUCCAACAACCAGCUGGGCGGGAUCCAGAUCAUGCACAACAACGGCGUGACGCACAGCACGGUGUGCGACGACUUCGAGGGCGUUCACACGCUGCUGCAGUGGCUGAGCUACAUGCCCAAGUGUAACUCCAGCCCGGUGCCAAUCCUCAGCUCCAAGGACCCCAUUGACCGAUUGGUGGAAUUUGUGCCCACUAAGGCGCCCUACGACCCCCGUUGGAUGCUGGCGGGACGCCCGAGCCAGAGUCCGAAGGGCCAGUGGCUGAGCGGGUUCUUCGAUCACGGCUCCUUCCUGGAGAUCAUGCAGCCGUGGGCGCAGAGCGUGGUGGUGGGCAGGGCCAGGCUGGGGGGAAUACCUACAGGAGUGGUUGCUGUGGAAACCAGAUCCGUGGAGCUGUCAAUCCCAGCAGACCCGGCUAACCUGGACUCUGAGGCCAAGAUCAUCCAGCAGGCCGGCCAGGUCUGGUUCCCGGACUCCGCCUUCAAGACCGCCCAGGCCAUCAAGGACCUGAACCGGGAGGGGCUGCCCCUCAUGGUGUUCGCCAACUGGAGGGGCUUCUCCGGGGGCAUGAAAGACAUGUAUGACCAGGUGCUGAAGUUCGGGGCCUACAUCGUGGACGGGCUGAGGGAGUACCGGCAGCCCGUGCUGGUCUACAUCCCCCCGCAGGCCGAGCUCCGGGGCGGGUCCUGGGUGGUCAUCGACCCCACCAUCAACCCCCGGCACAUGGAGAUGUACGCCGACAAGGACAGCCGCGGUGGGGUGCUGGAGCCCGAGGGGACGGUGGAGAUCAAGUUUCGGAAGAAGGACCUGGUGAAGACCAUGCGGCGCGUGGACCCCAUCUACAUGAGCCUGGCAGAGCGAUUGGGGACUCCCGAGCUGAGCCAGCCCGAGCGCAAGGAGCUGGAGACCAAGCUGAAGGAGAGGGAGGAGUUCCUGCUGCCCAUCUACCACCAGGUGGCAGUGCAGUUCGCCGACCUCCACGACACCCCGGGACGCAUGCAGGAGAAGGGCGUCAUCACGGACAUCCUGGAGUGGCGCACCUCCCGGCAGUUCUUCUACUGGCGGCUGCGGCGGCUGCUGCUGGAGGACACGGUGAUGAAGAAGAUCCAGGCGGCCAACAGCGAGCUGACCGACGGCCAGGUCCAGGCCAUGCUGCGGCGCUGGUUCGUGGAGGCCGAGGGCGCGGUCAAGGCGUACCUGUGGGACAGCAACGAAGACGUGGUGGGGUGGAUGGAGAGGCAGCUGGCAGAGGACGAGGGGGCCAGGUCUGUCAUUGAUGAGAACAUCAAGUACAUCCGGAGGGACCACAUCCUCAAGCAGAUCCGCAGCCUGGUCCAAGCCAACCCGGAGGUGGCCAUGGACUCCAUCGUGCACAUGACCCAGCACAUUUCCCCCACGCAGCGUGCGGAAGUUGUGCGUAUCCUCUCCACCAUGGACGCCCCGGCCUCCACAUAAAGAUAUUACUCUGCCUCCGCCCCCCCCCCUCCCCCGACCUCUAAUUGGACAGGAGUUCUUCACAUGCUCACACACAUACACGCACACACACUCUGACGCCUCAGAAGAACUCCUUAAAUCCAUUCUGCUGUGCUGGAAACCGAGGAUAAGAGGAGCCAACAUGGCGCCCGUGGAGGGCCGGAGCCGCGAUGGCGGCCUUGCCUUCGAUGGCGUUACCUGUUGGCCAUGAUUCUGGUGGGAGACAGAGGUGCAGCUGGGACCGUUCUAGGGAACCGACUGCCUUAGAAAAUCCACAGUGGAACCGUAAAAUAGCGCACAUUUAAAAACUUACUGCUGAUACGUGUCGUGUUUGUAAUGUACUCUCUACCUGACGCGCAUGGUCAAGUGAGAGUAUCACUAUUUCUUCAAGUGCAAUUUUUUUUAAUGUAAACGGAGAAAACGGAGCACCGAACCACAGAAAUCAUGUUAUGAAGCCGGUAAGGAAGCUUAGGUCUGUUUCAGCCUGCCGAAGCUGUGGCCGUUCUCCAGACAGGAAGCCGCACUCUCAUCCACGACACCUAGCGAACCACACACGGAGGCAACGGCCACAAAGAAGUGUACUUUUUUUUUUUUUUUUUGGGGGGGAAAAAAAAGUCUUAAAAUAUUUUAUAUAUAUAUAUUAAAAAAUGUAUGUUUAAAUGGUUAACCCUGGUCAGUAAUGACAGCAGUAGCGUGGUAUUAAAGUGCAUGUUACCGAGGAGAAGGGAGCUCUUUUAGACGGAAAGCUUAAUUGAAUAGUAAAGCUGGGUAGGGGUGCACAGUAAUGGGGGGUUCAGCAGAAGAGCCAGCACAGUGCCAAAAACGAGGUGCAAAGUAUUUGAUCCCCGAUUAGUUCGUGGUGCCCUGUUUGCUUGGCCAAACGAUCUCCUUGUGUCUUCUCCUAUCAGAAAUGUGUUCGUCAAACGCUGAUGCUAAGAUCCCCCCCCCCCCAUCCCCACUAAAACAAAUAUAUAUAUUUUAAACAUGCAUAGCAAAUUGAAUAGAAGUAACUAAUUUAUUAAGUAACGGUCAUGAUAAACGGUAAGCAGAUGCAUACAUGUCUUUGCCCGGAGGCAGUUAGACAUGCCCGCGUCGUUUCAGUAGGACAACCCCACUGGCUGUGUUUGUGAUAUACUGUAAUGCAUAUGGUGUCUUUCAAGUUUUCGACUGUGUCUCAGCACUGUAUAGGAAGCCCUGGGAAGGGACGGCAGGUCGUGACGUCUCUGUCACCUGCUCCGCGACUCAAAGUGCAGCCGAGAAUUCUGAGGGUGGCCCAAAAAAAUGUGUGGAAGAAUAGUUUAAAGUUAAAAAAAAUAGAUGACCAGUAGAAAAGCGUGGGUAGAAUAGUCUGUCUCCUGAGGGAGUGGCUUGCUUCCAAAGCAGUGUUUGGUGCCUCUGAAUGGUUUAAUGCACUGCCUCCAUUGGCAGAGAGGGCCAAGCAUAAUCACUGUUCGUCUCUACUACAUUACGCACAGCCGUGACAUUCUCCCCUUCGCUUACGGUUGCUCCACAGCAACCAAUAGCAGCCAUGUCUGCUGGAGAGCCCUUAUAAUUGUUUCAGAUCAGUAACAUCAUGCUUCAAUUGAAGAGUCAAUAAUGCCUUCUUUUUUUGUUUUUUUUUUUGCCUGGUGGCCAACACAUUGUGUACUGGCAUUUAUAAAGUGACGUCGUGUAGAGUGAUGUAUCAGUCCGUCUUGAUGUUUGUAGUCCUGGUUGUCGAGAGCUGCCCUGUUUUACACUUGAGGUGGGAAGAGUUUGUGUGUUUGCUGGGGGAAAAUCCAGUUACCUCAAUCUGUUAUAUUAAUAAAGGAAAAUGAAUUACA